ACGUCAGUUUGUAGGGACCUUUUCCCUGCUGCGGCCGCACCGCACAGCCACUUGGAAUACAGUAAUACUGGAGGCGAGCAAGCCGCUAGAAGCACGCUAGAAUUGUUCCAUGGCAUUUCAUGCGAUAUUGCCGAAUCAAGUCUAGGAGGCUGCCCCUCUCCAGGUGGCACCUCCCCAGUUGAGAUGUGCAGAUAGAUAUAUUGAUGUCGCCACAGAGGUCAAAGAGAGAGGAGAACAACAACCGAGACAGAUAAUUAUGAUGGAUGGGUAAGGCAAU
Molecule: messenger RNA, 277 nt
Organism: Pyricularia grisea
Lineage: Eukaryota; Fungi; Ascomycota; Sordariomycetes; Magnaporthales; Pyriculariaceae
Exons: 2
Source: RefSeq, a predicted model, not a curated record